Molecule: messenger RNA, 2052 nt
Organism: Aegilops tauschii subsp. strangulata
Lineage: Eukaryota; Viridiplantae; Streptophyta; Magnoliopsida; Poales; Poaceae
Source: RefSeq, a predicted model, not a curated record
AUGCAGCUCACAAGUAACAAGGUUCAGGGGAGUGGAGGGCCGGAGGGCCCGCCACCGCCAGGACAGGACGGUUGUGCGCACCCCAGAUUUGAAGGGGAGGCUGCUGAUGAAGUCCUGGCUCGCCGGAGUUUGUUGCCGUUCUGGCCCGACCCACCUCCGCUACUUUGCAGCCUCAUCCUCCAGCUCAACAGAGUAUCGUCGGUGGUAGGGUUAUCUAAUAGGAGUGGCGGAGUAAGCAUUGGAAACUGUUCUACGUUCCUUCCCAAGGCGGUAGAAGCUUUAUGUGAGAAGGCAGACGAGAAAGCAGCGGAAGAGAAGCCGUCCAUCCAACAUCUCGUGGUUUGUAGUGCUUCAAAAACCAAGGACCCUGUAUCAUCCCCGCCGUCGUCCCCGUCACCGACCUCCUCCGACCUUGAGGAAAUGCCUGACGACGACGAAAGGAUCCCGGAGUGCGACUACUGCGGCGACGACCGGGGUCUGUGCGACAGGCCUCACUUGGUAGACGGUCGGCGCUUCAGUAUUAAGCUUGACGAGACCUUCAAUGUUGAAAUGAGGUCUGAGGAAUGGAUGUUGGUGAGAGCUAAUGAACUGAAGGAAGAUGUAUGCAUGAUGUUUAAGUCUUGUAACAAUAUGGCAAUGCAAAUUUGCUUACUGGAUACACUCCAACAUCUCGGAAUAGAUUACCACUUUAAAGAGCAGAUCGACACUAUGCUAAGCCAGAUCGUGGAAAGUGAUUUUUUUAGUAGCUCAAGCCUCAGUGAAGUUGCUCUGGGGUUUCACUUGCUUCGGGAGCAUGGCCGUUGGGUUUCUCCAGACAUCAAUUUCAGUAAGGAUAUACCAAAUGAUUCAAGGGGGCUAUUGAGUUUUUAUAAUGCAGCUCAUCUUCAUGUUCAUGGUGAGCCAACACUCGAAGAAGCCAUAACUUUUGCAAGGCAUAAUCUUAGAUCAAUGAGGGGUAGUGAUCUCAAGACCCCACUAGCUAAUCAAGUCAAACGGGCCCUUCACAUACCACUGCCAUGGGCCUGUAAGAGGAUAGAAACACUGCAUUAUAUCUCUGAGUACAAAGAAGAGGAAGGAUAUAACCCGGUUCUACUCGAGCUCGCAAAACUGGAUUUUAACCUUCUACAACAUGUCCACUUGAAGGAGCUCAAAGCCAUUACUGAGUGGUGGGACAACUUUUCUACAAAUAUUGGACUAAGUUAUAUUCGUUGUCGCGUGGUAGAGAGCUACACUUGGGCCUAUGUGGUAUAUUAUCAGAGAGGUUUCAAACUACCAAGACGCAUUAUCGCAAUGAUGAUUGUACUUAUUACCACUGUGGAUGACACAUAUGAUACCCAUGCCACGAUAGAUGAUUGUCGGAAGUUACAUGAAGCCAUACAAAGAUGGGAUGAAAGCGCUGUUGAUAUUCUAUCAGAGUACCUGAAGAGGUUGUAUAUGGAGUUGCGGAUAACAUUUAAGAAUAUUGAGGAUGAAGUGCCAGUCAACGUCGACUACAAUGUUUCCUACCUUAGAAAAGCGUUUCAAAAUCAUGUCAGCGGUUACCUACAAGAGGCCGAAUGGUCACACAAUAAUCACUGGCCAAAAUUUGAAGAUCAAGUAAAUUUGACUAGCCUAACGAUAGGCGGACCAACACUAUCGCUGAGUGUGAUGGCAGGCGUGGAUAGAAAAAUAAUGAAGCAGUCACUCGAUUGGGCAGCUGGCGUACCCGACGUUGUCAUAGCAGGUGGAAAGAUUGUACGUUUUAUGAACGACAUUGCUGCAUUUAAGCGUCGGAAGUGCAAGGGUGACGCAGCAAGCUCCGUGGAGUGUUACAUCCAUGAGCAUGGAGUCACAGACAAGGUGGCCAUUGCAAGGAUCGAUGAAAUAAUAGAAGAGGAAUGGAAGAUUUUGAACCAAGCUCGCUUUGAAAAUCAUGCACUUCUCCCAGCCUUGCAACAAAUUAUUGAUUUAACACGCAGCUCGUCGUUGUUCUAUGAUAAUAGGAAUGAUGUGUACACACUAAGUACACAUCUUCAUGAGACCGUCGAGAGCCUAUUCCUCAAGCCCAUCUAG